Messenger RNA from Kluyveromyces lactis, 1149 nucleotides. RefSeq names its product enoyl-[acyl-carrier-protein] reductase (gene ETR1). Gene Ontology annotation, cellular component: mitochondrion. Bases 1 to 1149 code for a protein of 382 amino acids. The record is from RefSeq and is a predicted model, not a curated record. The transcript has a single exon. Gene Ontology annotation, molecular function: trans-2-enoyl-CoA reductase (NADPH) activity. Gene Ontology annotation, biological process: fatty acid metabolic process. Lineage: Eukaryota; Fungi; Ascomycota; Saccharomycetes; Saccharomycetales; Saccharomycetaceae.
AUGAGUUCAUUCCUAUCAAAGAGAUUCCUUUCAUUCUCUCAAAGAGCCAUGUCACAAGAAUCCUUAAAAUUCAAAUCAUUGAUUUAUUCCAGUCAUGAUUCUCAGGAUUGUACUAAAGUCUUGAAAGUUCAUAAUUACAAACCAAAGAAAGGGAGCGAAACUUCGAUCGUAUUGAAAACACUAGCUUUCCCGAUUAAUCCCUCCGAUAUCAAUCAGUUGGAAGGUGUUUAUCCAUCAAAGCCAGAUAAAGUUACAGAUUAUUCCACUGACGAGCCUUCUGCGAUUGCCGGUAAUGAAGGUGUUUUCGAAGUGGUUUCGGUACCAUCCAGUGUAAGCACUUUGAAACCCGGUGAUAAAGUUAUUCCAUUGCAAGCUAAUUUCGGAACCUGGUCCACCUACAGAACGUGUGACAAAGAAUCUGACUUGAUCAAGAUAGAAGGUGUCGAUAUCUACACAGCAGCUACUGUUGCCGUUAAUGGAUGCACCGCUUAUCAGUUGGUUAAUGAUUACAUCAACUGGGAUCCAAAAGGUAAUGAUUGGCUAGUUCAGAAUGCUGGAACUUCUUCUGUUUCUAAGAUUGUUACGCAAAUCGCAAAGGCAAAGAAUAUUAACACCUUAAGUGUCAUCAGAGAUCGUGAAAACUUUGAAGAAGUGGCAGAAAUAUUGGAAAAGAAGUAUGGAGCUACCAAAGUUAUUUCAGAAACUGAGAAUGGCGAAAAAGAAUUUGGUAAAGAAGUUCUACCAAAAGUUUUGGGGUCAAACGCUCAGGUCAAAUUAGCAUUGAACUCCGUUGGAGGUAAAUCAUGUGCUAACAUAGCUCGUAAAUUGUCAAAGGAUGGUUUAAUGUUGACUUACGGUGGUAUGUCAAAGCAACCAUUGACUUUCCCAACAGGGUUGUUCAUUUUUAAAGGAUUAAAAUCUCAUGGCUUCUGGGUUACUGAGAACUCUAAGAGAGACCCUGAAAAUAAAAUCAAGACUGUGAAUGAAGUUAUUGAGUUGUACCGUGAUGGUAAAAUCAUCUCUCCUAAAGAAGACAUCCGUGCACUCGAAUGGGACGUCAACAAUGCCUCGGACGAAGAAGUUUUACAAUUGAUCACCGAUGGUAUCAAAACAAAGGGCACCAAGAAUAUGGUCAUCUUGAAAUGGUAG